Balearica regulorum gibbericeps (East African grey crowned-crane) is the source of this 545-nucleotide messenger RNA. The record is from RefSeq and is a predicted model, not a curated record. NCBI's taxonomy places the organism in Eukaryota, Metazoa, Chordata, Aves, Gruiformes, Gruidae.
ACGUGAUGCUGGGGGAUUACCGGGGGAACAAAGUCGCCGUGAAGUGCAUUAAAAAUGACGCCACAGCGCAAGCCUUUCUGGCCGAAGCGUCCGUCAUGACGUGAGUGUUACCUGGGCCGGGGGGGGAAGACACACGCAACAAGAGCGGCCUUUACAUCGUCACCGAGUACAUGGCCAAGGGCAGCCUAGUAGACUACCUGCGGUCGCGCGGGCGGUCGGUCCUCAGUGCAGACUGCCUGCUGAAGUUCUCCUUAGAUGUCUGUGAAGCCAUGGAGUACCUGGAAGCCAACAAUUUUGUCCACCGGGACCUGGCGGCGAGGAACGUCCUGGUCUCGGAGGACAACAUCGCCAAGGUCAGCGAUUUUGGGCUGACCAAGGAAGCCUCCUCCACGCAGGACACGGGGAAGCUAAGGAAGCUGCCGGUGAAGUGGACGGCGCCAGAAGCACUUAGAGAAAAGAAAUUCUCCACCAAGUCGGACGUGUGGAGCUUCGGGAUCCUCCUCUGGGAAAUCUACUCCUUCGGGCGAGUGCCUUAUCCGAGAAUC